GUGGAAUUAUGGUUUCUUGGUCAAGGACACCAUGAUCAUCUAGAACAAGAUAUCUCUAUGGUUCCAGAUGAAGAAAAAUCUCAAUGGCAAAAAUUGGAUUUUCAGUUAUGCGCAAUUUUGUGGCAGUCAGUGGAGCAAGAGGUUUUAGAUAUCUUGAGACCCUAUAAAACAUGUUCAUCAUUCUGGAAGAGGGCAGAAGAUAUUUUUGCUAAUGAUGUACAACGUCUUUUUGAUGCAACCCAAAGAGUAGCUUCUCUAAAACAAGUCAACCAUGACAUGGUUUCUCAUAUAGCAAAGGCUCGGGCUGCUGUAGAAGAAUUAAAGAACUUCUUUGUAGCUGAUUCAUUAGAAGGGAUCAAUAAAAAGCUUGACAAGUUUUACAUGGUCCUAAUUCUGAGAAGCUUACACUCCGAUUAUGAUCAUGUACGUGAUCAAGUUUUAGCUGGUGAUCAAAUCCCUUCAAUGGAUGGUUUGGUUACUCGACUUCUUCGAGUACCUCCAUUGGUGAAAGAUGAGAAUUCAAUCGAUGUUAUUGGAACAUCAGCUAUGAUAAUGCCACAAGGAAGAGGAGUGCCACAAGGAAGAGGAGGAGGCAGAAGCAACCGAGGACGUGGUGGUCGUAGCAUACGUCCUCCUCCUCAAUGCACAUACUGUAAGAAACUAGGCCAUACUCGAGACAAAUGUUAUGUUCUACAUGGAUAUCCAGACAAAGUUGCUCAUGUGUCUAAAUCUGGUGAUCUAGAAUCCAGAAUUUCAAAUGAAGAAUAUGAAGAAUUUUUACGUUACAAGUCUGGAAAACCGUCUAAUCCUGGCCAAUCCUCUGUCAUGACUAGUGUGCCUACAGCCAGCCUAUCUCAAUCUGUGGAAGGUCAUAAUCCAUGGAUUCUGGACUCAGGUGCCUCAGACCAUAUCUCUGGAACAUGGGACAGGUCGUCUGAUUGGAGAAGGACAGUCUCAAGAACUUUAUUUCUUAAAACCUCAUUCCUCAGUUUCUUGCUUUACCACUUCAUCCCCCAAACUUCUGCAUGA
Molecule: messenger RNA, 1029 nt
Organism: Vigna angularis (adzuki bean)
Lineage: Eukaryota; Viridiplantae; Streptophyta; Magnoliopsida; Fabales; Fabaceae
Exons: 2
Coding region: 58-1029 (323 amino acids)
Source: RefSeq, a predicted model, not a curated record